UGUUGGACUUUUAAUUUGAAAAAUAAAAUGCGUUCACACCAGUGAACACGUUUGUCGGGAGCGCGCCUCGCAGCUCCGCGUGCAGUGUUGUGUAGAGAAGCUGCCCAGGAGCAGACAGCAUGGAGGCGCUCAGCAGCUCCCAGAAGCGGGGAUCGGGAAUGGAGAGCCCGGGUGGGAGCAGAGACUCGGCCGCAGGGAGCAGCGGGUCGGGGCGCAGAGAGGAGCCGAGCAGCAGAGGACGCUCGGAGCUUCUCCUGUAUCUGACCUGUCUACCGGAGAGAUACCGUACCGCCAAGUUCAGCCUGGCCGCCUACCUGCUCUGCUGGGCCCUGUUCAGGUGGUACCAGAAACUCAGAUUCCAGUCAGCCCCACUACAGCCACAGGAAGCGCUUGAAGACUCCCCCCUUCUCUCUGAAGGAUUAGGCUUAGAGGAGGGUGAUUUGGGUGUUGACUCCUUGGAAUGGUGCGAGAGAAGUAUAGGAGGUGGUGACACAUCGGAUGAGUAUUUUGACUCUCGCUCAUGGCACAGUGACACCUUGUCGGAUUUAACUGCAGACGGGGAGGACUGUGUUGCUGCUUUUCUUGGACUGGAAGAUACCUACGAUGAUCAUCGAGCAACAGGCGGCUUCCCCCGGACUGGGCAGAAUAAAGCCCGAAGGAGAGAAUUAUUGACCACCAAGGACAGCCACAGAGAUACCACAGACACAUCUUUGGGACAAACCAGUUGUAGCAGAAGGAAAAGCCCAGACAACCAUUCAGACUCUAUUAACUUAGAGCUCAGCACCAGAAACCACUGCUCAGUUGAGACCCAACCCCAUCCGAGUAAAGAGAAAUUAAAACUCAACUUGCUCGAACAACAGUCCAGUUUACAGUCUGUUUCCACAGAAACUCAACCCAAGGGUUGCACGGAGCCAUACAGUUUACAUGUACUGAGCCAACACAAUAAGAAGGUAAAUACCCCACUAGACACCCAGGAAGAAAAGCUCCUUGCACAGCCAGAAAAAAACAAAUCCAAUAGACCGAAUGAAUCCACAGAGUUCAAAACAUGUAUGAUACACACAGAUGCAAAAGAUGACCAGAUUGUGGACACACAACAAGAACUACAGCAGGAAAGUCUAGAAAUCAGCAAUUUUCAGGAUGUAGUACACAGUAUUGAACAGCUCAGUACAAAUGUUGCAGAAAGAAACCCAGGUUUAAAUAAAUGCAAGAGUGAUUUUAUAGAUAGACAACAUCAGAGUAUAAUCAAUGAAAUCAGUGACAAUAGGAGCUUGUGUAAGAGUGUGGGGAUAUUUAAUAAUCAAACACUUAACAAAAUAGAGUCUAAAUGUAGCAACUACACAAGCUUAGCAGAUUCAAAUUUUGUAGAUGGAAUAAAUGCACAAAAAACUGACAGUAUUUGUCCACCAGCACACCCUCAAUCUGAGAGAAAAUACUCAGACUCUCAGAUAAUCCCAGAAAACAUAGCAAUUCCAAAAGUCAAAGACGCACAUGGCACGAAAACAAAUAGGGUAUCAAAUAACACAAACUCUAAUCUCAUUGGCAAACUCAAUACACAAAUCAGUGUAUUGGCAAACAAGGUUGACGUUGGCUGUUCACAAAUUCAGCAUGAGGAGAGCCUUAACAGAUGGCUGUCGGAGACCCACCCUCAGGUUUGUAAUGGUGUAACAAAAUCCCAUGAUAAGACAAAGGUGUCAGGUGUCUGCUUCCAGGCGGAGCAGUGUGGGCUUGUUGGCUCUGUUGCAGAGGGGACAAUAUCACCUGGGACAGUAAAUGAAAUCUGUUCCUCCAUCACAUUUUCCACAGAGACUACCACCUCUUUGGAUACCUGUGCCACUGAGCAGACUAUUGUUCCAAAAGAUCCUAAAGUAGCUUCACCUGUCCCACUGGUAGACAUAGACAGGGAGGAGUUCACAGGGAAGGAACAAGAUCAAAAGCACCCUCAGGUGUUACAACUAUGGCAAAGUCAAAGUCAAAACCAAGAUUUAAUCCCCAAUAACUUGGUUCAGGGGCAUGCUGAAUCAGAAAUACCGUUUCCCCAGCAGCUCCAUGUAGUUGACAAACAUUUGAAGAGGGCUCAGUUAGUCUCUAUAGAAGCAGUGCCUGACUCAACUCAAAUCCAACCUGACACUGUUGAGGAGUCAGAGAAAUGCCUGACUUCUCACACAUUUUCAAAUAAUUUGCUGUUUUUAUCUGACCAGCAAGAAGCAGAGGAGAUCCCCUCUCUGUUAUCAGAGAAGUUUAGAGAGGAAUGGUUGAGGGUUGGAUCACCCUGCUCUUAUCUCUGGCCAGCCAAGGAAUGGGAGGGGGAGGACAGUUAUGUUUGUCUUGACCAGGAACAAGUGAGUAAAACAGAGAGUAAAGUCAGUUUUUCACAGUCAAAACUUGGCAAAACAGAGCUCUCUGAAUACAGUGAGCUGGGAGUUAUUCCAGAAGCCAUUUCCAGUGAUCCUGAGGUCUACUUUUAUUCACAGCAUUUGCCUUGUAAGAUAGGGGAGACUCCAACACAUCCUGGAGGGAGUGAGUCUAUUGAGUACAGAAGCAGAGAACACCCAUGUGUAGGUCCAAAGUCAGUUUCUCAGACAAACAUACAAACCACUGUCAGCACACUUUCUAGUCAAUGUAAGCAAGGUCAGUUGGAUCUGAAGAUCCCUGAAACGCUUAGUAGCCCCAAACCUUCUAUUUUUUCAGACUCUAACAAUAACAGCAAGGGCAGUAGAAAAGGUAUACAGAGAGGGGAGGGUAUAGAUUUUUGUGUGGGGCGAGCCCACAGCAACACUAAUGACAAAAUAAUUUGUCCACUGGUUGAGCCAUCAGAAAAUGUGAUCCUUGACUUUUUGGGAGAUGUAGACAGACCCCAGGAAAAUUCUGAGGUGUCACUGUCCUCACUAGAUCACAGAUUCAACUGGAGCAAUAAGGACUCAGAAUCUGUGCAAGGAAAAAACUGUAAAAGCCAUGUCCAUUCAAGCCUGGUCCAUGCAGAUCAGCUAGAAAAACCUAAGACAGAGAAUAAUAUUGACAAUAAUGUGGUUUUAAAAACACUAAAGCUCAAGCAUUCUAACUCAAAAAGGUAUGAAGGCACUAAGCCAAGUUCAGAUGUGGACUCUCUAUUUAGAGAAGACAAGCCAACAGGGGAUCACAGCUUACCUAAUACAAGAGGAUGCUACUCAUCUGAAUCAUUAGAGCGACAUAUACUGGCUGUCAAUUGCAGAGGGAACACACAGGUGAGCUUGCCAGCUCCACAGCAAGAGGUGAAGGUAGUAAGAUAUUCACACCCUGAUGUAAGCCUCAACCUACUUGCUGUCCGAAGUUUAGAGCCAAUUUGGGAGGCCGAGCGUUUACUGGAAAACUGUGGCUCAACAGUAGAUGAUUUAAUAAUAGAAACAAAAGAACAUGAGAUAAUGAGGCCUGCUGAAGAACAUGGGGAUAUUGUUUACCUUUCAGGCAACAUAUCCAGCCCCACUGCUCCACAACACCAGGCUGAGCAAAAGGAAAAAUCCUUAGCCACUGCUGAAGUAGAGCCUGAAGUGACAGCUACGCCUGUCCUGAGCAGCAGUAGCGAAAAGCACUACAGACCUAUGACUGUUGCCUAUGAUGCUGUGUGCUACACCUCAGCUAGUAGCAACUGCAAUAUUUCAGACACAAAUGCCAAUCUUAACAAAAUGAUCAAGAGAAGAAAAACAAAAGGAUGUCAGACAGAAAAUAAAGGCUCUACAUUUUCUGUCUUUGCUAAAAUGCCUUCUUUUAGGAAAGCUAAGGGCUCUAAGGGUAGUAGAAGUGAAGAUGUUCAGCAGGAGUCACCAGAUAGAGAAAGUUAUGACCUUAUGUCUGAGCAAGGCCCAAGGAAGGACAACUCAGAUGAUGAGGUUUUUGUCAGAGGUGACAUCCUCAACCAAACAGUCCACCAAGGUAUUCCCUCGGAUGGUUAUGAGAUAGAUGAAGAUAACUGCGACUUCUUCACCUCUACUCCACAUGCACACCAUGUCCGUCAUCUGAUAGGCCAAGGGAGUAGCCUGGUGGACAAUGGACGAUCAAGCCCAGACAGCCUCCUUCUCAGCGAAGUUGAGUCACCUAAUGGGCUAAACUACAAGAGGAGCAAGAGCAAUGACAGUUUAAACAUUCGUAUGCGCUUUGCACAAGCACACAGGUCUCUUUCCAGUCUGUUUGAGUCCCGUUCCAUGGAUAAGGAGAAUGAGGAGCAGGCCACUGUGUGCAUUGAUGUGGAUUCUGGUAAAGCCAAACAAUCCUGGAGGAAGCUAAAAAAGCCCAAGGAGGCUGAGCUGCUCAAAAGAACUCUGUCAGUGCCAGAUGAGGAAUGUAGCAACACUGGGCAAGACCUUGGACACUUUAUAUCUUCUCCACUCCUGGACAGGCUUAGCAAUCCAGGGUCACCAUCCUCCCUCAGAACCUUUCGCCACACAGAUCCCAUAUCCAAACGGGGAGUUCCACAAGGGAGUGGAAGCCCCCAUGGGUGCAAAUCUGAGGGCCAGAGAAGAAAGUGUUUAUCAAAUGCUUUGCCUGGCCUAUCUCCAUUUUCAAAUGACUCUGCAUUUCCAUAUACCAAUCACAUCAGCCCUGUUUCACCUUUGAGCCCCAGCUCACUAGCUGCCCUUACCCACCAGCCUUCACAUUCUUGGAGUAGGUCCCACCCAGUUGCUAGUGAGGUCUUGACUGAAAGCCCCUUACGGCCAAUGAGCCCUAAACCCAACAGUCCUAGGCCAACAGCUCAACGCAAAAACUUCUGCUAUCCACACUCAUCAAGGGCCAGUUCUAUGUGUCCUAUUCUUCUGGGUCAGUCUGUCAGCGUGGAAGGGCUGACAGACCCCCCUCAGAGACCUAAAACCCUAAAACCCUCAACUAGCCCUUUAAGUGUCAACCUCAGCAUUCUGGAUACAGAAGAGCACAGCAUAGACAGCCAGUCACACAUCAGCCUGUAUGCCUUUGGCUUCAUCAGUGAAUUAGAGGGCACACAAAAUGGUGGUCGGCCUGCCAGUCAGUCCAGAACAAGAAAGCUGUUGGAGGUGGAGAGCGAAGGGAAGGCCUCUAUGGUUCUUGGCAGGCUGAGGAAUGGCUGCUGGGUGGAUGUGGGCCAUGAAAGAAGUGGCCGCCAACGAAGGCAAAACUGUUCAGAUGACCUCUGGAUUGAAGAGCAAAAGAAAUACAAACGCAAAUUGGCCAGAGCCAUCAGAGGAAGCCUUGGCCAGCUCAACACACUGAUAUGUGAAGACAUGGACAAAACUGAUUCUGGAGUCACCUCAGGGCCCAUCAAGGCUUUCAGUGGGAUGCCACUUAAAGCCCACUGCUUCUCUCAGAGCACUCCCAUCGGACUUGACUGCCUGGGCUGGAGAAGACGCAUCUCCUAUACCUUUGGGUUUAUAGUAGUGGCACAGGACAAGUCCAUGGUUUAA
This is a messenger RNA of Paralichthys olivaceus (Japanese flounder), 5405 nucleotides long. The record is from RefSeq and is a predicted model, not a curated record. NCBI's taxonomy places the organism in Eukaryota, Metazoa, Chordata, Actinopteri, Pleuronectiformes, Paralichthyidae.